AUGGCAGGGGGAGUUGGCCGCUGUGUAGUCUGAGGCGUUCCAUUCCGCCAAUCAGAGGCGAGCUGUCAUCCUUCUGUCCAAUCAGCGACGAGAAUGCCCCCGUUAUUGGUCGCCUGCGGUGAUACGUCUGUGGAUAUGCAGCUUUGCUGAAGCCGUUGGGCGGGACGAAGCAGAGUCCAUGUCCACCUCUGUUUGGAGGCUGACUAGUAUAGAGAGGAGAAAAAACACAGAAAAACAUAUAUGCUCCGUUCAUGUGGACUAACGUGAGUUUUGACUGAGGCCCGUUUGUUUUGGAGGCUUCGUGAAGGAACACGGACACGCCCUGAUUUCGGAAACUUUCCAGAGGUCGCCGCUGGAUAAAUUUGGAAACCUGGCGCGGCAACUUUAACACCAGCAGCGGCAGCUCCUCUAAACCAGUCCAGCACCCGGUGAUGUCCCAUCAGUAAUGGAAGCCAUGGCAGUGAGCACAUCUGCACAGGGUCCAGAUGAGUUUGACCGGAAUGCUCCCCGGAUCUGUGGCGUCUGUGGGGACAAGGCCACCGGAUUUCACUUCAAUGCCAUGACCUGCGAGGGCUGCAAGGGCUUCUUCAGGCGCAGUAUGAAGCGCAAGGCCAGUUUCACCUGCCCCUUUAAUGGCAGCUGUACCAUCACCAAAGACAACCGCAGACACUGCCAGGCCUGCCGUCUCAAGCGCUGCGUUGACAUAGGGAUGAUGAAGGAGUUUAUUUUGACUGACGAGGAGGUACAAAGGAAGAAGGAGCUUAUUCAGAAGCGCAAGGAGGAGGAGGCCGCACGGGAGGCGCAGAAGCCGCGCCUCACAGAAGAGCAAACUCAGAUCAUCAGCACGCUGGUGGAGGCGCACCACAAAACCUAUGACGACUCCUACUCGGACUUCUCCAGAUUCAGACCCCCAGUGAGAGAGGGUCCGGUGACACGCAGUGCAAGCCGUGCUGCCUCCCUUCACUCCCUCUCAGAUGCAUCUUCAGACUCCUUUAACCACUCACCAGAGUCUGUGGACACUAAACUGAACUUCAGCAGCCUGUUGUCGAUGUAUCAGGAAGGUACAGGCAGUCCAGACUCCAACGAGGAGGACCCCUCCCGGCUCUCAAUGCUGCCCCACCUGGCUGACCUGGUCAGCUACAGCAUUCAGAAAGUCAUCGGCUUUGCUAAGAUGAUCCCUGGCUUCAGGGAGCUGACUGCAGAGGAUCAGAUAGCUCUACUGAAGUCCAGCGCUAUAGAGAUCAUUAUGCUGCGCUCUAAUCAGUCCUUCAGUUUGGAGGAUAUGAGCUGGAGUUGUGGAGGGCCUGACUUCAAAUACUGCAUCAAUGAUGUGACCAAGGCUGGUCAUACUCUAGACCUGCUGGAGCCACUGGUGAAGUUUCAAGUAGGACUGAAAAAGCUCAACCUGCAUGAAGAGGAACAUGUGCUGCUCAUGGCCAUCUGUCUCAUGUCUCCAGACCGGCAGGGUGUUCAGGACCAUGCCCGAAUCGAGUCCCUGCAGGACCGCCUCUGCGAGGCUCUUCAGGCCUACAUCCGCAUCAAUCACCCCGGCGGUCGGCUGCUCUAUGCUAAGAUGAUCCAGAAGCUGGCAGACCUGCGCAGCCUAAACGAGGAGCACUCCAAGCAGUACCGCUUGCUCUCCUUCCAGCCCGAGCACAGCAUGCAGCUCACACCACUCGUGCUCGAGGUUUUCGGGAGCGAGGUCUCCUAGCGCCCGGAGCAAACCCUCGCAGUCCCGCGCCCAGCCCCUUGCCACAGCAUCAGCAUCACCCGGGACGCCACACACACAUCCAGGAGCAGAGGCCCUGUACAGGGCACCGGUGUAUCAGGAGAUGGAGAAUGAUUACUGGGGGCU
Messenger RNA from Pygocentrus nattereri (red-bellied piranha), 1855 nucleotides. RefSeq names its product vitamin D receptor a (gene vdra). Gene Ontology annotation, molecular function: zinc ion binding; nuclear receptor activity; vitamin D response element binding. NCBI's taxonomy places the organism in Eukaryota, Metazoa, Chordata, Actinopteri, Characiformes, Serrasalmidae. The transcript is spliced from 10 exons. Gene Ontology annotation, cellular component: nucleus. Bases 446 to 1711 code for a protein of 421 amino acids. The record is from RefSeq and is a predicted model, not a curated record. Gene Ontology annotation, biological process: positive regulation of transcription by RNA polymerase II; cell differentiation; negative regulation of transcription by RNA polymerase II.